Trichosurus vulpecula (common brushtail) is the source of this 544-nucleotide messenger RNA. RefSeq names its product lymphocyte antigen 96 (gene LY96). The transcript has 5 exons. Bases 68 to 541 code for a protein of 157 amino acids. Gene Ontology annotation, biological process: positive regulation of lipopolysaccharide-mediated signaling pathway; toll-like receptor 4 signaling pathway; innate immune response. Gene Ontology annotation, molecular function: Toll-like receptor 4 binding; lipopolysaccharide binding; lipopolysaccharide immune receptor activity. Gene Ontology annotation, cellular component: lipopolysaccharide receptor complex. The record is from RefSeq and is a predicted model, not a curated record. NCBI's taxonomy places the organism in Eukaryota, Metazoa, Chordata, Mammalia, Diprotodontia, Phalangeridae.
GGAAGAGUAAGAUACUAAUUUACUGCUCUCUUAUUUUCAUUCUGAAAGCUUUAAAAGAUACCUAAUUAUGCUUCAGAUUGUGUUCUUCUCUACCCUGUUAGUUUUCAUAUUCAUUGAAUCAGUGAAAAAUACAUGGAUCUGCAACUCCCUAGAGGCAGAGGUGACAUAUUCUUCCUGUGAUGGCAAGAAGCCCAUUCCAACAAUAAAUAUUAGACCCUGUUUAAGUUGGCAAAAGACUAGAGGAAAUUUGUCUUUGUACUAUGUGCCACGGAGAGACCUGAAAGACCUAUAUUUUAAUAUUCAUGUAGAAUUUCAGUCAUCUAUAUUAUUACCACAGAGGAAAGAAGUCAUAUGUCGUGGGAAUGAUGGUGAUUACUCAUUCUGCAAAGUUUUAAAGGGAGAGACCAUCAAUACAACAGUGCCCUUUUCCUUCUCAUUCCUAAACUUUCCUAAGGGAUUCUAUAUUUUUAUUGCAGAAGCCUUCUCUGGUGGUAUGGAAGAUUCACUGUUUUGUUGUAAUAUUACACUCAAACUCAAAUAAUAA